AUGUUAGGUUCUGUUUAUACACACUAUGCUUUACAUGAUAAACUUGAUCGUAUGGCACCGGGAAUUAUAAUUUCUUUACUUUUAUUAACACGUCUUAUUAUUUAUCAGCAAGACAAAUAUUCUAACAAUGAGAAAUCGACUGAAUUAAAAACUGAAGUUACAAAUGAAGAAAACGAUAAUCAACAAGAAUCUGUAGAUGAAGAAUCCGAUGAGGAAAAAAUAUCAUCAAAUGAAAAGAAAAACGAUUAA
This is a messenger RNA of Rotaria sp. Silwood2, 249 nucleotides long. The record is from the annotation of a GenBank genome assembly. Lineage: Eukaryota; Metazoa; Rotifera; Eurotatoria; Philodinida; Philodinidae.